Heteronotia binoei (common prickly gecko) is the source of this 911-nucleotide messenger RNA. Its product is annotated as deoxyribonuclease-1-like. The record is from RefSeq and is a predicted model, not a curated record. Gene Ontology annotation, cellular component: nucleus. Gene Ontology annotation, biological process: DNA catabolic process. The coding region runs from base 35 to 889 and encodes 284 amino acids. Gene Ontology annotation, molecular function: DNA nuclease activity. NCBI's taxonomy places the organism in Eukaryota, Metazoa, Chordata, Lepidosauria, Squamata, Gekkonidae. The transcript has 9 exons.
CUGCAGGCUCCUCACCUGCGCCAGGAUCGGGGCCAUGAAGUCUGUGCUGCUCUCGGCCUUGCUGUGUGUCGCUCACCUCCUGCUGGAUCCUGCCCUCUCCUUGCGCAUCAGUGCUUUCAACAUCAGGACCUUUGGAGACAGCAAAAUGUCCAAUGAGACCAUUGGCAACAUCAUUGUCCAAAUUGUGUCCGCCUACGACCUUGUCCUGAUCCAGGAGGUCCGAGACGCAGAUCUGAGUGCCGUCAAGAAGCUGAUGAGCCUCCUCAACCGGGCAUCAGCAGAGAGCUUCGGCUAUGUGGUCAGCCCGCCCUUGGGACGGAACAGCUACAAGGAACAGUACCUCUUCGUUUACAGGAAGGACCAGGUCUCCGUUGUGAACAGCUAUUUGUACGACGACGGGUGUGAGCCCUGCGGCAACGACACCUUCAGCAGGGAGCCUUUUGUUGUGAAGUUUGCAGCACCUCACUCUGAGGUGAAGGAGCUGGCACUGGUGCCCCUGCACACCCCGCCCAGCGAGGCCGUGGCAGAGAUCGAUGCCCUCUACGACGUCUACUGGGAUGUGGUCAGCAAGUGGGGCACCCACGAUGUGCUCUUCCUGGGGGACUUCAAUGCUGACUGCUCCUAUGUCCGCCCUGAGGACUGGCCCCGCAUCCGCCUGCGCACCAGCAGCGACUUCCAGUGGCUCAUCCCUGACACUGCCGACACCACCGUGACGAACACGGAUUGUGCCUACGACAGGAUUGUGGCUGCAGGGGCAAGACUGAGAGGCAGCACUGUGCCUGGAACAGGGCGAGUGAACGACUUCCAGAAGACCUUCGGCCUGAGCCAGAAGGAUGCCUUGGCUGUGAGUGACCAUUUUCCUGUGGAAGUGACCCUGAAGUCCCUCUAGGCUGCCUUCCUUUCCCUGCACA